This is a messenger RNA of Acanthamoeba castellanii str. Neff, 534 nucleotides long. RefSeq lists its product as uncharacterized. The record is from RefSeq and is a predicted model, not a curated record. Bases 1 to 534 code for a protein of 177 amino acids. The transcript is spliced from 5 exons. NCBI's taxonomy places the organism in Eukaryota, Discosea, Longamoebia, Acanthamoebidae.
AUGUCGAGCGCGACGCGGCGAAUGGAGACCGCCCCGGAGGCCGCUGCCGCAGAGAAGGAGAGCGAGAUUACUCAGCAGGAAGAAGAGGUCAAGCAGGAAUCCCUUGCCGAGUUUCUCGAGCGCAUCGAGAAGGAAGAUCAGGCCAAGAUCGAUGCCGCCCUCAAGGCCUUCGAAUCCGGCAAUGCCAUCGAUGAGCACAUCAGCUCGCUGCUGGGCAUGAAGAAGUACAAGUGCGUCGUCUUCAUGUAUGGCGACGAGCACGCCCCGGCGGACGGCCAGGGCUACGCCGUCAUCAAGCAGUUGCAGCGCGAUCACGCUCUGUUCAAGACGUUUGACCUGAACAAGUAUCCGCUGCUGAAGGAGGGCCUCAUCAAGCACAAGGGUUCGUACGUGCGUGGUGACGAAGACAUUCCUCAAGUCUACAUCCUCGGCCGCCCGUUUGGUUCGCUUCGUGAGGUGAUGGACAGCGUGGCCACCGGCCAGCUGGAAGCCCGCCUCAGACUGACCAGAUCGCAGCGCCACUUCUACGCCUAG